Messenger RNA from Mastomys coucha (southern multimammate mouse), 1042 nucleotides. It is a transcript of the gene Zfand3, whose product is annotated as zinc finger AN1-type containing 3. The coding region runs from base 126 to 806 and encodes 226 amino acids. The transcript is spliced from 6 exons. Gene Ontology annotation, molecular function: zinc ion binding; DNA binding. The record is from RefSeq and is a predicted model, not a curated record. NCBI's taxonomy places the organism in Eukaryota, Metazoa, Chordata, Mammalia, Rodentia, Muridae.
CCUGCGCGCCCGCUCCCUCCCCCUCCCCCCGCCGCCGCUGCCGCCGCCGCCGCUGCCUCCGAGGGGGGCCCAGGCCCAGCCGCCGAGCUCCGCCGCCGCCGCCGUCGCCGCCGCCGCCGAGCACCAUGGGAGACGCCGGGAGCGAGCGCAGCAAAGCGCCCAGCCUGCCGCCUCGCUGUCCCUGCGGCUUCUGGGGGUCCAGCAAGACUAUGAAUCUCUGUUCCAAAUGCUUUGCUGAUUUUCAAAAGAAACAACCAGAUGAUGAUUCCACCCCAAGUACGAGUAACAGCCAAUCAGAUUUGUUUCCCGAAGAGACCACCAGUGACAACAACGAUACCUCCGUAACCACGCCAACUCUUAGUCCCAGCCAGCCGUCGCUCCCGACAGAACUGAAUGUAACUUCACCGAGUAAAGAGGAAUGUGGGCCAUGCACAGACACAGCUCAUGUCUCAUUAAUCACACCAACCAAAAGAUCCUGUGCAGAUUUACAGUCUGAGAGCGAGGCCUCACCCGUGAAACGACCGCGACUAGUAGAGAACACCGAGCGGCCUGAGGAGAGCAGCCGGUCGAAGCAGAAGAGCCGGCGCCGGUGCUUUCAGUGCCAGACCAAGCUGGAGCUGGUGCAGCAGGAACUGGGAUCCUGUCGCUGUGGCUACGUGUUCUGCAUGUUACAUCGCCUCCCAGAGCAACACGACUGUACGUUCGACCACAUGGGCCGCGGCCGAGAGGAAGCCAUCAUGAAAAUGGUGAAACUGGACCGGAAAGUGGGGCGCUCCUGCCAGCGCAUCGGGGAGGGGUGCUCCUGAAGGCCAGGCACGGCCACCACACGACGCUGUUCUUAGUUCACUAAUGUUAGCCUUAUUUAGGACAAAGUCAGCCAGACACCUUGUACUGGGCACGCGUCAGACUACAGCCGGCCGUUCCCUUCUUUAGCCAGCCAUCCUGGGACUGUAGUUUAGGGGUUGAUGGUGGAUGAAAUUGAUUUCUGGCUGGUUACUAAGGUGCCUGCUAGCCAUUGUAUAAAAUUAAAACAUGAAGAAUA